Messenger RNA from Alternaria burnsii, 582 nucleotides. RefSeq lists its product as uncharacterized. Lineage: Eukaryota; Fungi; Ascomycota; Dothideomycetes; Pleosporales; Pleosporaceae. The coding region runs from base 1 to 582 and encodes 193 amino acids. The transcript has a single exon. The record is from RefSeq and is a predicted model, not a curated record.
AUGCUUUCCAAGCUUACCUUUGCCAUCGUGGCACUUCAAGCCAGCCUUGCCCUAGCUGGCAAAGCCGUCAUCGCCAACCGCUGCGACUACGACAUCUGGGUCUGGUCAAUCUCUACUGGCCAUGCCUCCUCAUCCUUCAUGGUCCCUGCAGGAAGCACCCACAGCGAGGCCUACACUGGAACUAGCACUUCCCUCAAAGUCAGCAAGUCCGACGCUUUGGUUGCUGGCAAGCACACACAGUUUGAGUACUCCAUCGCGGCUGGCCAGCUCUGGUACGACAUCUCCUUUGUCGAUUGUGCCAAUGGCGAGUCUGCGUCCAACUGCCCUGGACAUGACGAAGGCCUGGCCAUGAACGCCAACAACGACAGCUGCGGCCAGAUCGACUGCCCCGCUGGAGACUACUGCCCUACGCAGGCCUACUACGUCGACACGCCUCUGCAAAAGCUGGGUAUCGCCGAGCCAGUUUUCAUGUGCCCCCUGUCUCUGGGCACCAGCGUUGAUCUGUCCAUGACAGUCUGCUCUGGAAACCCCAAGAUCAAGAGGAGCAUCGCUGGCCGUAUCCAGAUUGAUGGCGAGGCUUAG